UCAUGUUUUAGCAAUUGUGGAUGCACUUUGAUGUAUUUUAUGAAAAUCCAUAUAGUUUCGAAAGUGGUGUGAAGUAGUUUCGACCCAAGCGACCUAGAAUCUUUAAAAGAUACAUCAAUUUUCAUGAUUUGCCCCUUUAAAUAGAUCCUUUCAAUUGUUAUUUCAUGGCCCGCUAGAAUUGUUAAGAGCUUGCUUAGCUUUUUGGUUCACGUCGCUUUUGUAAUCAAACCUUGGUGUACACAGCCUUACACGGCUAGCCUCAGCCUAACGUCUCGGUUUCGAACUCAGGAAUAGCUUAUUGAAGUCUAACACCAAUUCGGACGUAAAUUGAUCGUUUUUUCAAGUUUCCAUGCUGGACGGUGGUGAUAACUCAAGGCAAAGUGAAAUAAAUCAACACAAGAUAGAUAAAAGCAGUACGUUUUGCAGGUCCUUCAGUCAUUGCCAGCAAGCUUCCGUCAACCUUGAAGAGAGAUAUAGAAGACGAAGGCAUAUUUACAGUGUGUCAUGAUUCUUUCGCCAAGUGGCUGCAGGCUGACGCGUACUGCCAGACACUGUCAGCUGAGGUGUAUCUAGUCAAGCGAUGUCAAGCAAAGGUCCCAGACCCGUUCCCCCUCCAUCCGGGCACAAGCCCCAAAAACCGGAAGUGGUGGUUGAGACGCCUAAUGGUGAACACGUUAUAAAAACCGGAAGCUCACAGAGAGAAAGCAAAAAUAAUAAUGAUGGAAAUGGCGCCAAACCACCGGUGUUCGUGACACAGGAGAGGCAGAGCGCACAAAGGUCAAGGUCUAGAGCAAAAAGCAGACAAAAGACCACUUCCAGCAAACUUGGUCGAGCUCCCACGCCUGUGCAAGGUCCUGCUCCGAACGUGACAAUCUACGACGACUCCGCCGAGUCUGCACACGAUAGUGAUUACGACACGGACCUCGAGGUCGAGGAGAAGCGAGAUCACUUCGACCCCACCGGCUGCAAGGCGUACCGGGAAGCAUGCCUCGAGUUGGGGAUCGUGCCGGUGUCUUUUAUCAUGGAGCACAUCACGACCAAGGCGGUGGAUAUCAAGCACCAUGGCCUGGGGCCGAGUGGGGCUAAGGCCAUUGUCACAGCACUCAUGAAUAAUACUACCAUCGCCAGUCUUAACAUCCGGGACUGUGGAAUCGGUUCUGAUGGAGGUGUCGAGGUUGCAAAGCUGCUGAAAGAGAACUGUUACAUCACAGAGCUUGACGUAGCCCAGAACAAACUGAAAACUUCUGGCGCAUGCGCAUUUGCCGAGGUCAUCCAGGACAACAAUGUUGUCACAAGCCUGAAUCUCGCAUGGAACGAGUUUAAUAAUCAUGAUGCUGCGCGUUUCGCAGAGGCCUUGAGGACAAAUCACACUUUAAAAAGACUGGAUCUCAGCAGAAAUAAAUUUGAGGAACAGGCGGGCAUCUAUCUAGGUCCAGCAAUAGACGCCAAUGACGGACUAGAAUACCUCAAUCUCAGCUGGAACCAUCUCCGCGGGCCUGGAGCCAUCGCGUUCGCCAAAGGCCUUCGCGCGAACUGCUCUCUUCAGGUACUGGACUUGUCUUGGAAUGGAUUCGCAGAUGAGGGCGCCCACGCAGUUGGAGAAUCCCUCAAAGAUAAUAACACUCUACUUGAGCUGGACUUGAGCUAUAACAGGAUAACUUGCAAGGGAGCUCUCGCCUUGGCGGAAGGACUGAAGAUAAAUAACACACUGAAAGUACUCAAAAUCGGCAUGAACAUGAUUCAAAACAAAGGAGCAAAUGCUCUGCUGGACGCGAUGAGAAACAACGCCGAGUGCGCGAUGGAAAAGGUCUAUCUGAACAACGUCGUCAUCGACGUGGAGACAAACCAUCUUAUAGAACAGAUUCUUGAAACGAGACCAAACUUUGUGGUCGCUUGCACCAAGAGUAAGAGAUCAGGCGACGUGAUGAACCAGCUUAACGCCAUGUUCAGCGGUGACACAAAGAAGAAAAAGAUCCUUGAGUUGAUCAACAUGCUAAAGGAGUACGUGGAGAGGAUGAAUUACCGGUUGGUGGACCUGUUUAACCAGUUUGACAAGGACAAUAGCUUGUCUGUGACGAGAGACGAGUUUUAUACGGGUUUGAAGGGGAUUGGUGUCCCAAUGUCGGACAAGGAUUUGACCAUGCUUAUUGACCUGUUGGAUGAAGAUGGGGAUGGGGAGAUUGAUUUCAGCGAGUUCACGUGGAUCAGAGAAGCCGAGGAAGAAGGAAUUGAGCUUUAAAUAUGACAGCGGCAGUGACGCUCGCAGUCAAGGAAUAACAAAUAUUUUUCUUAUUCUUAUUUUUUUAUUUUAUAUUUAUUCUUUUUUUUUCUAUUCUUAUUCUUAUCGUUUUCAUAGAUUGCGCCACCCCAAGCCCGUAGCCAGGAUUUUGAUCGGGGGAUGGGGGGGGGGGGGGUGGUGUCGUUUACCCAUUUAGCGGACCAUUUUCUCUUAGGUAGCUCGUCCUAGCUCGCAGGAAGUACUUAAUUUUCCUUCAUAAGAGCGGACAUCCCAGUCGAGUGGGGGUUCUUCCGAACCCCCCCUGGCCACGGGUCUGCACCCUGCUAACUACAGACUCUUGUUCUGAAGCUUUAAAACAAAAAUCGGGAUUCAUUUAUUUUGAGUCCGCGAAUGAAAACGAUCCCUGGGCUAUAGAUUAUGGGGCUUUCCGGAAAGAAAGAGAAGGAAGAAGGAGCAGGGUACUGUACAUAAUUCAGAACUCACUUUAGGACCUUUCUUGAAUUAACAGUGACCUGAUACAAGGAAGCAUUUUUGUUUCUUCGCUUAUCACUAAACGCGCCACCACUCAAAGGCGUGGCCUGUUCAGAAGGGACCAGGUGGCCCUCAGGCCAGAAAUUACCAACUCAACUAAUAUAAACUAUUGCCAAACCCCUUUUUACGACUAUUGUUCCGCCUUGAGAUUUCCUACUCAUUGUUUUGUAUGGUCUAAGUUUGGCUCGCAUUAAUCGUGGGAUUCACUUAGAACAACGCCCAAAACCCUCAUUCGUGAGUUUAUUUCGGGUGUUACACGCUGACCACCUACGAGGCUCGCUCCUCCAGGACUCGGUCCUACAUGAAUUAUCAACUGAAACAUGAAAUACAAAUCAGAAUUCCCCAAGGGGUAUGUCAACUCAUAAGUUAUGCCUUAUUACACACUACGGGUACAAUUAACAACAAAUAAACAAAUGAACAAAGGAACAAAUAAAGUAAUAUGGAAACAAAAAAAAUGGUCAGUAAUUCUUUAAAUUUGCGGUUCGAAGAUCGAACAAGUUUUUACCGAACUAAUACAAUGUUAGUGUGAUUUGUGCAAACGCGAUGCUGUAAGUUCCUGUAAGUUCCCGCUUUCCGCUCUCAUAGGCGCAGUCAUAAGCGCUCCCAUUAGUGCCAUUAGCGGAACAAAAAUGUUUAGAUUUUCGAGUAUAACUUUUCUAAGCCCAGGGUAGCCCAGCUAAAUUUCUCCACAACAUUAACUGACCUGACAGGAUCGCGAGUCACGAAGGCCGCAGCCAAGCUACCGAAUAAAACCCUUGUUUUAAAAGAAGUGUUGAUAGAUAUACGUAUCCUAUUGCGACAUUUGGAUACCUAAAAUGCUUACGUGAUUAGAUUUUACAAGAAACGAUCAAACAACGCAAUUGAGCAAGAGUGUAUAUCGUCACUGUAAACGGUCCUAUUGAGUGAUGGCGGAAGCGCGGCGAACUACCUACAUGACUUCCGAUUAAAAUUUUAAUUAAUUUAUUUUAGUGGAAGUAGCUAAUCCAUAACGUAUAUAUAAUUGUCUCUUAGAAUCUGUGUUCAUAGUUUUGGGAGAUUGCGAAUUUUCGAAGUAGUGGCUCGUUUUAAUAUCGCCCAUGAGCGCAAAGAAAUGGCUACCGCGGAGGCUGAAGCCAAACACUUUGAGAUUUUACAAGGUCUCUGUCGUGUUUGCGGAAAACGGUUAAAGAAGGAAAAAAGCCUCUAUGCCCAAAGCUUUGCCUGCGGCAGUUUUAAAACAUUGCUCGCAAAUUUGGCAAAUUUGGCAUCAAUGUCGAGAAGGAUGUGUCGUCUCGCUACAACAGACAAGGCUCCCAUAAUCUGGGAAAUUCACCAGGAAGAGGACUGCCCAACGUGCGCCUUAGAAGAGCAAAUUCAAAAAGGUGGUAGGCCGAAAAAACCAAAGCGAGGCGGUGCGAGAGGGUUUAAAAGCACAACUAAUCGCGCGCGUCACCGAGCUUAGUGCGUCUAUGAACAUACCAAGGGACCACCGAUUCACCGAGCGCUUUGACUUUUUCGAAACGAAAAAAGAAGAGUUUCAUUGCGCUAUUUGCUAGACGCCCUCGAAAAGCCUCUGUCAUCAAAGUGCCAGCACAGUUGCUGCUCGGACUGCUGGGAAUCUGCGUUCGAGUUGGGGGAAAAACAUCCAGCAUGCCCAAUAUGUCAAGAGACGCUGGCGGACCCUAAUGACCUCCAGCGCGCACCGCUUGUGGUAAGAGUCGUCACUAAGCUAAAAAAGGCUUUGUAGAAUUUAUGUUUUUUUUUUGCAGCUGGUUUUCUAAUUGGGGCAUUCAGAUGGAUAGUGAGAAAAAGCAGCGUGCACAGAAGAAGGAACAAGUGGGAGACGACUUGGCUGAUGAAGACUUCUUAAUGGAGCACUCAAGGAGAGAGGGGAGAAAAUAUGUCACUGUCAUCAAACAGACACCGUGUGCGUAUGUGGAUGAUCUAAAGGGACACAUCAUAAAAUACAUUGAUGACAAUAACAGGUGGGUGUAAUAAAAAGGAGGGUCCGUCAACCCCCUUCAACUGUGUGAUCAUGCAUAGACUUAUCCAUUGGUAUUCUGUUUUAGAGCUUGCCUUCUAACAUGGCACGGUGGCAACAUACCAGAAAACUCUGUCUUUUUGAAGCUAGGGGGUGACCAUGGGCAAGGCAAUAUGAAAUUCGCCUUUCAAUUAGCCAAUGUGGAUAAGCCAAACUCUAGCAAAAAGACAGUAGUUUUUCUGUGUGUUCGAGGCAAAGGAUACCAGGAACAACCUGAGAGCAGCAACACAAAGAUACAAAGAACAGCUUUGAGACUUGGGUAUCAUUGCAAUGGCGGUUAGAUAAUUUGUAGUGAUAACUGUAGUAAUUUCAUAAUAACCAUAACUCAUUACUGUUUGCUUGUUUUACAGUGACAAAAAGAUCAAGUUGUUUCUCUUUGGUGACUUUGAGGUUCUCUGCAAGUUCCUAGGAAUAUCUGGUGCAAGUGGGAGACAUCCUUGCCUAUGGUGUGAAAUUGCCGCCGCCGAUAUGAAGCUCCCCCCAGAGGAACGCCCACCUGCACCCAAAAGGACCCUAGAGUCCUUGAGACCUGAAUGAGUGUGAGGAUCUUGAUAUUAAAAUUGCAACUAAUGCUGAUACUCAGGCUCCUGAUGCUCGGGUUAGUAGCGGCUCUGAAUUUGUUAAGUAUGUACAGCAACUGAGGGAGAUAAAAAAAAACUUGAGGAGGAAGCUGAACGUCUCCAUCAAGAAGCCCAGCAGUUCCAGGAUUUCCUGACGUAACAGCUGUCUGUUCUCGGUCUGGAUGAGAAUGCCCCACAUUUACAAAUGGUUGUCCGGCAAGCCCAGGAGAACAUAAAGAAUGCAGAGGAGAAGGAGGAAAUGGCAGAAGAGCUGCGGUCAGAAGCUAGCUACCGCUGGGACAUGGGAAAGAUCUUCCAAGCCCUGGAGAAACAGCUUCAGGACCUUAAAAUCAAGCGGCAACCCUACCCAUGGAGCUUGCUUUGUAGGGAACCAUGUAAACAUUGCACUGAAG
This is a messenger RNA of Nematostella vectensis (starlet sea anemone), 5763 nucleotides long. Its product is annotated as leucine-rich repeat-containing protein 74B. Gene Ontology annotation, molecular function: calcium ion binding; protein binding. The record is from RefSeq and is a predicted model, not a curated record. The coding region runs from base 581 to 2239 and encodes 552 amino acids. The transcript has 9 exons. Lineage: Eukaryota; Metazoa; Cnidaria; Anthozoa; Actiniaria; Edwardsiidae.